This is a messenger RNA of Athene cunicularia (burrowing owl), 3072 nucleotides long. It is a transcript of the gene TIGD4, whose product is annotated as tigger transposable element derived 4. Gene Ontology annotation, cellular component: nucleus. Gene Ontology annotation, molecular function: DNA binding. The record is from RefSeq and is a predicted model, not a curated record. The coding region runs from base 187 to 1719 and encodes 510 amino acids. Lineage: Eukaryota; Metazoa; Chordata; Aves; Strigiformes; Strigidae. The transcript has a single exon.
GCGCCCCAGCCGUGGCGCUGCCCGCGGGGGGGUGCCGGCUGUAAGCGGGGUGUGCUCCCGCCUCCGCCGAGGGUCCCGCCUCCGGGAGCUCCGAGUGCGGUCUGGAAAACCUGCCUCAUCCGAGGCGGCCGCAGCCGAAAGCGGCAGAGCAGGAACCUGCCUGCCUGGGAGCGGGAAGCGGGUACCAUGGCAGAGGCUUCGGGGAGUCCUCUGCCCGAACCCAUAGCGAGGAGGAAAAAAAGCAUAACCAUUGAGGAGAAAAUGGACAUCAUAAGUGCUGUGGAGAGUGGCAAGAAAAAGGCAGACAUCGCAGCCAAGUAUGGCAUAAAGAAGAAUUCCUUGUCUUCGAUUAUAAAGAAUAAAGAAAAACUUUUGGAAGCCUUUGAAUCCUUGCGAUUUGACCCUAAAAGAAAAAGACUAAGGACUGCUUUUUAUACCGACCUGGAGGAGGCACUCAUGAAGUGGUACAGCAUUGCUCAGUGCUUGAAUGUGCCGGUAAACGGUCCGAUGUUGCGCCUCAAGGCUAAUGAUUUUGCCCAGAAGCUUGGGCAUAGUGAUUUUAAAUGCAGUAAUGGCUGGCUCGAUCGUUUCAAGUCAAGGCACGGUUUAGUUUUCAGAGCUCAGCCUGUAGAAGCAGCUGUUGCUACUGCAGUGGAUGCUCCGGCUCUUUGGUACCAAAAUGUUCUUCCUUGUUAUUUAAAUGAUUAUCAGCCAAAAAACGUGUUUUAUAUACAGGAGACUGGAUUGUUGUAUCAGAUGUUACCACAUAACACAUUUGCAUUUAAAGGGGAAACUUGUUCUGUAGGUAAACUCAGCAAAGAGAAAAUAACCCUAGUGGCAGGUGCAAAUAUGGAUGGCUCCGAGAAACUUCCUUUGCUUGUUAUAGGAAAAAACAAAAGUCCACGCUCUUUCAAAGAUGUGAAGUCGCUACCUGUGGAUUAUGAAGCAAAUGAUAUGGCGUGGAUGUCUUCAGAAGUGUUUGAACAGUGGAUGCAUAAACUUGAUGACAGAUUUCAAGCACAGCAGCGACGCGUAGUUAUUCUUGUUGAUUCUCUCCCAGCUCACACUGAAGUAAAGAACCUGAAGUCUGUCAAAUUAGUGUUCUCUCCUCCAGACUCUUCUUCAUAUAUAGCUAUGAAACAAGGGGUUAUCAGAAGUCUGAAGGUUAAAUACAGGCAUUGUCUUAUCAAGAGAUUUGUUGACUGCGUAGAAGGUAAUAAAGACUUUAUGCUGACUCUUCUCGAUGCAAUUGAGAUGUUGUACCUGUGCUGGAGGAAAGUAACACCAGAGACUAUUGUAAAAAGUUAUAAUGAAGCAGGCUUCAACUUAGAAACCAAGACAAAUGGUAACGAUACAGAGAUUGAAAGUGAUUUUGAUUUGAUUGCACGUGCACAGGCAGCUGGAGUGGAGUUUCCAGAAGGCUUAUCUUUGGAGGAAUGUGCAGCUCUAGAUGAUGACUUGUUAACUUAUGAAAUGCACACAAAUAAUGAAAGGAUGUGUGCCAAAGAAAGUGCAUCAGAUAAAGCUGAGACAUUUGUUGGUGAUGAGGAGGAAGGUGAUCGAUUUCAGGGAGCUGAACAGCCUUUGCCAUCAAAAAAUGAGGCUUUGACUGCUUUAGAUACCCUUCGAAAGUUUCUCAGAAGUCAAGACAUGAAUGAUUCUCUUCACGAUUCCCUAGCUGACCUGGAGAAUUUUAUUCAACAUGUAGCAUAUAAAUAAAUAUUUUAGCAAAGUGUAAAAAUACGUAAUUAAAAAAAAAAAAGUAAUUAUGUAAGUAAACAACAAUAUGGAGUUUAAUAACAAGUGUUGCUGCAGUGUUCUCUAGUGUGUCUUGCUCAGGUGCCUAGAUUUACAUAAUGGAAGAAAUUUGAAAUUAUGAAAAAAGGCUGUGAACUGACGUCCUCCACAAAAUCAGGAGGAAAAAACAUAAAAUUUGGGGUAGAGAGAGGAAGUAAGUACGGUUGAGGCAAAAGCAAUUCUUUAAUCAGUUCCAUGCACUCAAGAUGAACUGGUGCUCACUUGGAAUUCUUUCUUCAGGCAGAAAUUAGCACUUCUUUACAUUGAUAAUUUCACUGGUGUCUGUGGUAUUGUUGACAGUGGAACAGUAUAUAUCAGCUUCAUGUUUUUGAUACUUAAACAAAAAAUUGAGUAACACCAAAAAUACAUGCCUAAGUUCUGAGAACUAAGGGGUUUUUUAAAUAAUUUUUUUUGCCCUCAUUCAAGAAUUAUGGCCAUAGUUUAUUCUUGCAGCAGAUGAUGAACUGCAGAAAGUGGCUUUGGAUAUGUUUUUUUCUUAAAGCUGCUCAUGUAUGGAUACACAAACGGCAUAAUCAUUUAUCUGAGAGUCAAAAGACAAAUAAACCUUUACUUGGUCUUUGAAGAGGUCAGAAAGAAAGAUCCUUCACUCCCUUUCAGCCUUUUUGGUAUUUGGAUUUGAUGUAGGUCCUUCUGUGCAACUCCAUGUAUUUCUACAGUAAAUACAGAAAAAGAAAAAAAAAAGGUUUAAGCAGUAUCUGCACUCAAAACCUUACUGGUUUAAAAUAAAUAAAACUUGUUUUAUUUACUGUACUUGAAGGCUUUGCUGUAGGAUUUAAUGCACCCAUGUGGUUUAUUAUUAUAAGUGCCAUUAACAGGAGUGCUGUUUGUAGGAAUGCAGUGUGAAGUUGAGUAAAUCACAGUACAUUUUCACGUCUUCAAGUAAACAUUUCAAGCAGGGUAAUCAUACUAGAGUCAAAAAAUCUCAGUUUAUGUGAGACAUACUGCUUGUGACUUUUUUCAAAACCUGUUUUAAAUGUUUCCCAUAUCUAUUAAUUUUAUUUUUUUCAGAAGUUAGAGAUAAUAAUUUUUCUAAUUUGGAGGAAGAAGAAAAUAUUUUAUGGAGGCCCUUUAGGAAACCUGUGUAAUAAAGAAUCUAUUAUGGUGCCUUUAACCAUGAGAAACAAUCUCUUGCCUAUUUGAAUCUUCAGUUUUCAAUAAACAGUUUGGCUAAAGCUUUGCUUACUGUUCUUUCUGGUGGAGGACAGUUUAUCCAUUUGUAAAAGCACUUCAGAAAAUGUAUCAAAUUGUUGGAAG